Paraphaeosphaeria sporulosa is the source of this 8020-nucleotide messenger RNA. RefSeq lists its product as uncharacterized. The record is from RefSeq and is a predicted model, not a curated record. The transcript has 2 exons. Gene Ontology annotation, cellular component: small-subunit processome; 90S preribosome; nucleolus. NCBI's taxonomy places the organism in Eukaryota, Fungi, Ascomycota, Dothideomycetes, Pleosporales, Didymosphaeriaceae. The coding region runs from base 11 to 7921 and encodes 2636 amino acids.
ACUGACAAACAUGGCCGCCAUGUCUCGAGGCACACGACCGGCCGCGAAGCCGCAGCUGCGCAUCGCGAAACGGGUGAAGGGCGGCACAAAGUCGAACAAAAACCACACCUUCGAAUCGUUCGCCCAGCGCAUCGCGAGACUCAAGAUCGAGCCCGUCCGCCGCGGACGCAGCACCAUAAUUGACGAUGCAGAGCUCGAUGCGACCUUUUCGUACUUUAAAGAUGCUCUCGUCGAGUGGAGAGACAUCAACCUCUCCGAGAUCUUCUCCAUAUUUGCCCGCCGAGUCGCCCCGCUGUGCGACAGCCUCCCACAGGUCCUCCACCACGACGAGCGCAUCUUCGAGCUGCUUAUUGAAAACAUUGAAAAGGGGGACAAGAACAGUGAGGAGCCGCUGCUGAAGCUCCUGGCAAAUUUUGCGCAUGAUCUCGGCGUGCGCUUUGAGAAACAUUUCGAGCGUGCAGUCCGGACGGUCGCCCACCUUGCCGCCACACAUGCCGAUGUUGAGGUGAUUGAGUGGGCGUUCACGUGUCUUGCCUGGUUAUUCAAAUACCUCUCGAGGCUUUUGGUUCCGGACCUGCGACCGGUGUUUGAUCUGAUGGUCCCGUUGCUGGGGAAGGCGCGCCAGAAGCUGUUCGUUAUGCGAUUCGCUGCAGAAUCGCUGAGCUUCUUGGUGCGCAAGGCUGGAGCUGCCUAUCACAGGGACCAAAUUCCUCUGAGGACCAUAAUGAAGCACGUCUCAGGGCUUCUGAAGGACGCGCAAGGCACUGCCUCGGACAUCGAUUUCCAACAAGGCCUCAUGACUCUUUUCGCAGAUUCCAUCAAAGGAGUCCAGCGUGGCCUACAUUCGAGCGGAGUCGCCACACUGAAAGAAAUGCUAUUGUGCACCUAUGACGGGGAAUAUGCGGAUUUGCAAAGUCCGCCUUUGGAAUUCGUGCUCAAGGGUGUGAUUACUUCCGUGAUUCACUUUACAGACGCGGAGCAUUUCCAACCCCUCUUGGAAGUUAUUAUCGAGACGAUGAAAACCAAGGUUGCAGAUAAACGCUAUGUCGGCCUAUCCUCCAGACUGCUUUUCGUCGUGUGCGGUGUUCGUCGAGGAUCACGAAUCGCCCAGUGGCAGUCUAUGCUCGAAACUAUCAACUUACUUGUUGAUGGCAUCGAUGAGUCCACGACGUUGGAAGCAGCACACACCCAAGAGCUCCUCUCAGCGCUUGCAGUCGUUUUUCAGUAUUGUCCGAUUGACGCAGCAAUUCCCCAUACUCAACUCUUGGAGAAGAUCAGCAAACAGCCGCUGGAAAAGUACUUUUUGUCCUUCUGUAACACAUUUGCAGGAUUAGGCGCCGAGCGGUUCAAUACUCUACUCCUAUCGUACUUCAAGAGGUUUGUCGUCCAAAAAUCCCAAGAAUAUGGAGAUCAGCUCGCUGUGAUCCUGCCUAGCUUGUACGAACACAACAUAGUGCCGAAAGACACCUUGCAAGCGCCAUCUGACUGGCAAAAUACUAUGAACAAGCGCUUGCAGCAACUUCCCACGUUGGAUUUCGACUCAGAAGGCUCUCAACGCGCCCUGUACGACUGCAACGCCUUCAUCGACGCUAUUGGAAGCUUUGUACUGUCUAGCGAACAGAAACAAACCAUCUCCAAAUAUCUUUACGACGCUUUGGCGAAAUCUCUGGAGAAUGGUGAUAAGUUGGCAAUGAAUACCAAAACAUUUGCCACUGGGAAUGGAUUCCAAUAUCUUGUGCGCGACGCCAGUCUCCAGCAGUCGUUGGUUCAACUCUGGCCUGCAUUAUGCAAAGCCGCAUCAACCAACGGGAACAGCACUCUGGCCUUCUGGAAUGGCUUGCUCGCUCUUGCUGAGCGAAACAAAGCAAGUCUUAACUUCUCUGGCGAUCACAUUGACUCUCUCAAGCAAGGCCUCCUGCGUUGUUUGGGAUCGCCUUCGCACGAAUUGCGCCUGGUGGCGUUAGGUCUGUUCGAGAUCCUAGCGUCUGAUACUGAAGAACGCCGCAACGCCAUCUCCACUGCGAGCAUCAUCGAACAGACACCUGUUAAUCUCGAAACCCAGCGAUCCAUUUCUAUGCGCAUUGGACAACUUGCCAAGCUCUAUCCAAAUGUCGCCGCUGAUGAAUACCUCGGAGAGGCUAUACCGACCUUCCUGUUCGGCCUACUUCACGUUAGACUUGCUUCGAUCUGGGACGAUGUUACUUCGGCGUUGAAAGCUAUCUGUGAAACAAAAGAAGGAGAAGCAUACUUUCUGCGCAUCGCUUUUGAGUGGAUAAGUCAGCCAACAGACCACGACGAGUCUGCUACCGGCCCGGCAGCAGCCCCUGCGCCUCCGCAAUUCGUCAGCUUAUUCGAAUGCACUAAUGUCAUGCAGCUCGAACACAUAAUCAACAGAUCGCAGGCCACCUUGGACGACGCUGAAGAGGAACUCCAGGUUCGGUUCAAUCGCGAUCACACAAGCGCCCAUUUUCUCAACGACUUCAGCAGAACGCAAGCCCUACGAGUUCUCAACGAGCUACCUGUCGUUGCUGAGAAACGCUCUCGUGUCCUCGUGCCUGUUCUGCUUGACUGGGCCUCGGCUCAGCGAGCGAUAGGCAUGCCGGAUGACGACCACACUGUCGGGGAAGAAUCGGAGCCAGAGUCUCGAUGGACCAGAAAAGACCAAAAGUCGAUGCUCACGCUGUUCUCAAAAUUCACCAACCCGAAGGUCCUGUACCGAGCAAGGGAUGUUUACCAGGCCUUAUUAGCUCUUCUGGGCAACGGCGAUGCCGAUGUUCAGAGAGCUGCCCUCAAAGCGCUUCUUACCUGGAAAGAGCCCGGCAUCGUCGAAUAUCAAGAGAAUUUGUUCAAUCUGCUUGAUGACUCGCGAUUCCGUGAUGAAGUCUCUGUAUUUUUGGACGCUGGAGCGGGCCAAAGUGCGAUCAAAGAGCAUCAGCGAGACGUGCUAUUCCCCGUUCUACUUCGUCUGUUGUAUGGCAAGGUUAUCAGCGGCAAGCGAGGACUCGAUGUCAAGCGAAAGGCAGUCUUCCAAGCAUUGACUCGAUUCGAAGAUGGUGCGAUUAGUCAAUUUCUUGAGAUAGCGCUCGGUCCACUGAGCGGCGUUCACAUACUUCGGGACCAGAUACUGGACGAGAGUGUUCUGCAAGCGGAUCUGCUAGCACCGCGAAGGCAGGUCGGUAUGAUUAACAUGAUUGAGGACAUGCUCAGCGCCCUCAAGACGACUAUUCGUCCAUUCGUUGCCUCCCUAGCCGAUCCGGUCCUGUACUGCCUCAUCAAUGCAUCUCGAGCUAUCGCAAAGUCCACCGCUGCGCCAGAAUCAGAACCGGCUGAUAGCCAAACGUCUAUUUUCAGAGCUAUUCGUCAACGCGCCCUCCACGUUUUGAACACAUUGUUCGAAAGCUAUCCAGGCUACGAAUGGGCACCGUACGCGUCAGUAAUAGUGGGAGAGCUCGUCACUCCGAGAAUCCAACAACUUCCCAUCGAGACGGCUCAAUCAGUUUCAGGUACCCUGCGCUUGUUUUCAGCUUGGUCGAAAUCUGCGACUACAGCUGGGUUCCUUGUCAACUUCAACCAGGACAUACUAACAAAAAUCACCGAGUGCCUCGAUGUGCCCUCGGCAAAGGACGACGUUAAGCGCUUUGUGAUGGACAGCAUUCUGCGUGAGCUCAUUUCCUUGGUGGCAAGCAGUGAGCAAGAAUCCACGGAAGCCAAGAUCAGGCGGAACAGCAUACAGUCCAACAUACUCCAGCCAUACGCAAGCACUAUAUUGCAACACGUUGAUUCCCUGCUUCGAAAGAGCCCCAGCAAAGAGGUGCUUGAAUCCGGAGUUCACACGGUUGCUGAGCUUGCACCCUAUGUUGUUGGCUCAGCCGAAUCUCGCAGCAUGCUCGAGAUCUCCAGCUUCUUGCUCAGGCAGCCAUCUCAACGGGUCAACGCAGCGACCAAGCUCGGGUUGCUGAAGAUUCUGCACGAGUUCAUUCCGCGCUGCCAAAAUAUCGACAUCACAGAGCUCUUUGAUACCAUAUUCGAGGGAGUCAGCCCGCUUUUCUCGUACAUGAAGGAUAGGAACGCGCGGGUCUUGCUUUGCGGCAUUCUCGAAGACCUCUCAGCCUACAGGGACGACCUGUCAGUUCUGGCGAAGCUCUGUCACGGUCUGAACUCGUAUUCUGUGUCGCGCUUAGACGAGCCUGACUUUGAACGCCGGUCUGCUGCUUUCGGCGAGAUCACUAGCGAUAUCCGCUACAGCCUUCUGCAAUGGAAGCCCCUGGUUCACAGCAUGUUGUACUUUAUCAAGGACAAUGACGAGCUGAGCAUUCGCGUUAAUGCAUCCCUCGCGCUUCGGCAUUUCGUCAAGACGACUCCCCAAGACCAAGAUACGAAGGACUUCGUCUCCGCAGCGCUUCUCCCUGGCAUUCGUUUUGGAGUGCGUGAGCCAUCGGAACUUGUCCGCGUAGAGUUUCUGGCUGUGCUCGCCCAACUAGUCGAGACCUAUAAAGACUGGGCGCCAGUUACUGACCUCCACAUAUUAGUGUCUGAGGAUGACGAAGCGUCCUUCUACAGCAACGUCCUGCACAUCCAAAGCCACCGACGCCUGCGCGCAUUACGUCGACUGGCAUCCAACGCUCCACAUCUACAGAGUGGGAACAUCUACCACAUUCUCAUUCCCCUCCUGGAGCACUUUGUGUUCAACAAGGCCGAAGAUGAUAACGCAAGUGCCUUGUCUGGUGAAACAGUCAAGACAAUUACCACUCUGUGCCUGGGUCUGGAAUGGCCGCAAUUCCGUUCGUUGCUCAGACGAUACACCGGCUAUCUUUCGAGCAAAGAAGACAUGCAAAAGACCGUCAUCAAGCUCAUUAGUGGUCUCUUGGACAGAUUGCACCAAUCAGCGCGUACAAAAGGCUAUGUUGCCUCAACAUCACCAGAAGCGCAGGCCCAAACUCAAUCUGCCGAUAGUACCGAUGAGGUCAACGAGGCCGAUGCCAUGGAAAUCGACGAACAGCCAUCGGUACUUUCAAAGACUCUGCCGCAGCAGGAAAAGCUAACGAAAGACAUUAUCGACAAUAUUCUCCCGGCCCUUUCUGAGUUUCUCCGCAAGAAAGAUGAAAGCACUGUUAGCCUGCGAGUCCCAGUAGCUAUAGCAGUGUGCAAGGCACUUCUGGUUCUACCUCCCCUCGAGAUUGAGGCAAGGUUGCCGGCCGUUCUGCUCGACAUCAGCUACAUCUUGAAAUCGCGCUCCCAAGACUCUCGCGACAUGGCUCGAAAUACCUUAGCAGAGAUCGCCACUUUCACGGGUUCAACUUACUUUGGCUUCAUCCUCCGUGCCCUUCGAAUCGCGCUUUCGCGGGGCUACCAGCUCCACGUCUUGUCCUUUACGCUCCACAAGUUGCUUGUGGAGCUCGCUGAACAGCUCAAACCUGGAGAUCUAGACUACUGUGUUACGGACAUCAUGGAUGUGAUCAUGGACGAUAUCUUCGGCGUUACUGGCCAAGAGAAGGACGCAGAAGAAUAUAUCAGCAAGAUGAAAGAGGUGAAGAGCAGCAAGAGCUUUGACACGAUGGACAUUAUCGCGCGGUCGACGUCUCCUUCCAAUCUAUAUGCCCUCGUCUCGCCCAUCAAGUCUUUGCUGCAGGAGAAGCUGAACGCUCGAAUGGUACAAAAGAUCGAUGAGCUACUGCGCCGCAUAGGGCUUGGUGUGCUCCAGAAUCCCACAGUAAAUGAUCGCGAUAUUCUGGUGUUCGGCUACGAGCUCAUUCAGGAAGUAUACAAGUCGAACAACAGCACCGAAAAGGCCGAAUUCGUGGAACCAAGGAACAAGAAAUUUCUCAUCAACAUGAAGGGCGCUGCGAAGUCAGGUGCUCGUCAGUCCACGGCGCUCUACAACUACAAGUUGAUCCGAUUCAGCUUGGACAUUCUGCGAACGGUCCUCCGCAAGCACGAAGAGCUGCAAACACCACAGAACUUGACCGGGUUCCUUCCAGUGAUCGGCGACGCCUUGAUCGCAAACCAGGAAGAACUACAGACGUCUGCCAUCCGCUUGCUGUCCACCAUCAUCAAAGUCCCAAUGAAGGAGCUGGAUGAGAACUGUCCUGUCUAUGUGACAGAGUCCGUCCGUCUGAUCAAGGGAGCAACAUCCUCAAACUCCGAAAUCGCACAGGCGUCGUUGAAGCUGAUUACCAGCGUGCUCCGGGAAAGGCCAAAUGUCCAGAUAAGAGAGCAAGAUCUGGCGCACCUUUUGAAGCGCAUCCUUCCGGAUAUCGACGAACCAGAUCGUCAGGGCGUCACCUUUGGCUUUCUCAAGGCAGUGAUGACGAGGAAGAUUGUGAUUACCGAGGUCUACGAGUUGAUGGAUAAGGUUGCUGCGAUGAUGAUCACAAACCAGACGCAGUCUGCCCGUCAGAUAGCUCGGUCUACCUACUUCCACUUCCUAAUGGAGUACCCCCAGGCGAAGAACCGUUUCAAAAAGCAGCUGGAAUUCCUCCUCAAGAAUCUGCGGUACGACUACGUUGAGGGAAGGCAGUCUGUCAUGGAAGCCGUGAGCCUGAUUCUCAACAAAGUCGGUGAAAAGGUGCUCGAGGACAACCUCGGGAUGAUGUUCAUUCCGUUGGUCCAUUCUAUGGCCAACGACGAUUCGGCCGACUGCCGCACUAUGGCAGGCGCCCUGGUCAAGACCAUCUUCGAGCGCGCCAACUCGCAGCAACUGAAGAGCUUUACAGCUGAUCUCAAGGAGUGGCUCAUCCAGGAUGAAGAUGCGGGCCUCAAGCGUCUCGGUAUCCAGUGCUGGGGUCUGUAUCUCGAAGUCGCCGAUGCCAAACCCAAAGAGCUCGAAUUCGUCAUGGAGCAGCUCCGGGCGACUCUUGACGUCUGCUUGGAGCGACGGGACGAAGAAGAUUGGGAGUUGAUCUACUACUCUCUCACAGUAUUCUCGAAGCUCACCAAGCCUUGGCCCGACUACACGCUGUCUUCGGAGAGUAUGUGGCGUUCGAUCCGCGCAUGUGUUUCGUAUCCCCAUGCUUGGGUCAAACUCACAGCAGCGAAGCUCGUUGGCACGUUCUUCGCGGACGUUUCCACGGCAAACAGCGAGUCAGGCCUCGACAGCGUGCCACUCAAAGGAUCCCGCGGGCUAGAGCUGACCGAAGAGAUGGGCAUCAAACUCACCCAUUUAUUCCUCAGACACCUCGAAAGCCUCAACACCAGCGAAGAGCUGUGCAUACAGAGCGUCCGCAACUUGGCCUUCCUAGCACGAUGGUUGGCGGCGAAUACAAACAUAGUGUGGAACUUCAAGAAGGUGGACGACGAGGAAGAUGUAGAGGACGGCACGCUGGUCCAAGGCGCAGAGGAAACGAACGGCGACGCAUCCGACUCUGAAUUCGGUGGCUUCUCCCCUCGACCAAAUUCGACCAAGACAAAGACGGCGCUCCCGACCGCCAUCCACCGCCUCGUCACCCGCCUCUCGGGCAUCCUCCGCCGCGAAACCAAAAUCAUGAAGCUCUCGUCCCUCUAUCCCAAAUCAGCAACCGCGACCCUCGUCGAGACGUUGAUGUCAAAGUUGCCGGUGCCCUCGCUCACCUCUUCCCUCCCGCACCUCCUGACCACUCUCUCCACCCUAAGCGACCCGGCAACCACGAUCCCGCGGUCCACCGAGCCCGCGUUCAACGAGACGUAUCGGGCCAUCGUGGACAAGAGCAGCGAGACGAUGAAUGUGCUGCAGAAGCGGAUGGGGACGCACGAGUACCUCAAGGUGAUGGGCGAGGUGCAGAAGGGGGUGAAGAAUCGAAGGGAGGAGAGGCGGCAGAAGAGGAAGAUUGCGGCCGUCGCGGAGCCAGAAAAGUUCGGCAAGGAGAAGAAGCGCAGGAACGAGGUGAAGAAGGUCAAGCGGAAGGAGAAGGGCGCCGAGUACCAGGGGAAGAGGAGGGGGUGGUAAGCCUCUGAAGUGAGUUGGAGGAGGAGGCGGUGAAUUUCUUAUUGGUCACGAUGCAUUGCAAAUGGCGUUUCUGAGGACAAGGAAAAGCAGCAUGUUCAG